Molecule: messenger RNA, 1147 nt
Organism: Engraulis encrasicolus (European anchovy)
Lineage: Eukaryota; Metazoa; Chordata; Actinopteri; Clupeiformes; Engraulidae
Exons: 4
Coding region: 126-932 (268 amino acids)
Source: RefSeq, a predicted model, not a curated record
GCGACCAUGGGAUUGCUCUGUGAUGAAGAAGAGCCGAUAGAUUGAAAUAUGCGAAAUUUUGUUAUGGAAAUUUAACAAUUGUCCGACGUCUGAACAUAAGACUCUGCUAUUAAACACAAGUAACAAUGUCUCGAGCAGCAAAUAAGAGCCGUGCCGAUAAGGCGCGCGGUGGCCCCACCAACCCGACCCCGGUCCCUCCCCCGGCCCUCAACCAGGAUGUGGUGGACAUCAUCCCCGGCCGCCUGCCCCAGUCCUUCUGGACAGCCAUGAUCACGCAGGAGGAGGGGGAGGACGUGGUCAGGGAGAUCAUGGAGGACCUCAUGGGGAAUGUCAUGGAGAAAUGCAAGAGGGAGUACUUGAAUAGACAGCUGAUUCCAUACACGGUGGCCCGCACCAGAGACACGCUGCUGGAGAUCCUGGAGUGGAGGUUUCUGGUCCAGGACCCGGGAGAGCCGUCGGGUAACACCUGGAAAGAGGACAGGGAGCCCCAGCCCCUGCUCACAGACUCCUGGGCCCAGGGCUGUGUGGCCGUGUCACAGCGCAAGCCUACACCUCCACCACAGCCAAGAGCCGCCCCAACAGAGAAGCUGAUGAGGCGACGGAACACAGAAUAUCACCAGAAAACCUGGGGAGCAGCAAAACAUCUGAAAGAUCAAAGAGAAUGUCCGGAAAGUAAGUCGGCACCUGCCAGAAGAAGCGAGAAGAAGCGUCUAUCUCUUUCAUCGAUGGUGCCCGCUGACGUUUCCCAGAGAAGCAAUCCUCAGCUUGUCGGCCGCAUUGUUCCACCAGACCAAUCGGGUGGGAGUCCCCAGCAGGCCAGAAAGCUGUUCAACACUCCCACAUUCACCAGCAUGGCACCUCACAUAGAAGAACUGUGUCUCCGGGAGGGGAGAAGGUCUCUGGAGCAUCUGUCUAUUACUUCAGCCCUUUGACAGGACCGCCUUACGCCCCCACCACAGCCUGCCAAGGUUACUGUAGGAACACACAGAAUACAACCCGGCAGCUUGGUCAACAUUUGUGAAUGAAUGAACUACUUGCAAGGACAGACUUGUGACCUACUCAGUGAAACAGAAGAGAGAAGAUGCCAUUCAAAAGAUUGAAGUGUUGUUACAUGACAAUAAAGAGGUUAUUCAUACAGAACAAGAAA